AUGGACAACGGCUACUUGCCCCUUGGCAUGGGCCCGAUUCCUGUCGCGCCCUGCCCAAAAGGGGCACCUUUUCCUACACCCAUGCCAGGAGGACGCCUGAGCAGACCAGGACAAAGCUCGGGGACGUACGGAGGCUAUGGUGUGAACCCAUUCCACACCGGAGCCGGCGCGUAUCCUCCUGGGUAUGCUAUGCCGCCCGGCCAGUAUGGGUACCACGGAUACCAGAACAUUCAUCCAGGUUAUGCGCCAGGAGGCUACUAUGGGCACGGCGCUAUGAACUCGUUGGUCCAGCGGGGAUACUACCCGACAGCACGGCCAGGUCGCACUCGAAAGAGGAGCUCGAGACCUCCUUCGACCAAAUCGUAUAGCCGGCGUGCCGGACUUGGUUGCCCUCUUACACAGGAAGCAUGUUUCUGCACAAUCGGUAAACCGAAAUGCCGUCGAUCACCUCCAGAGCAUGUUCUUAUCAAAGACUCCUAG
Symbiodinium sp. CCMP2456 is the source of this 480-nucleotide messenger RNA. NCBI's taxonomy places the organism in Eukaryota, Dinophyceae, Suessiales, Symbiodiniaceae. The record is from the annotation of a GenBank genome assembly.